Adineta steineri is the source of this 1247-nucleotide messenger RNA. Lineage: Eukaryota; Metazoa; Rotifera; Eurotatoria; Adinetida; Adinetidae. The record is from the annotation of a GenBank genome assembly.
AAAAUCGAAUUUUUAACUUGUGAUCCGAAUUCCCCCAUAGGACUCUAUCUGAUUUAUUUCAUCGAAUAUUUUUUCAAAUAAAUGAACAAAUAAAUCUAAUUAAACCUAAUUUAUUAAUUGCUCAAGGUGAUAUAACAACUGCACUUGUGUCUGCUUUAGUUGCUGCAUAUAAUCAAAUUCCAGUUGCACAUGUUGAAGCCGGUCUUCGAACAUUUAAUUUAUCAAAUCCAUUUCCUGAAGAACUUAAUCGAAAAAUAAUUGAUUCAUUUGCUAAAGAAGUACUUAUUCGAGAAGGUGCAUAUGAAACAGAUAUAUUUGUAACUUGUAAUACUGUUAUUGAUGCAUUUUAUCAAUAUUAUAAACACGAAAAUCCAAAUAAAAAUAAUUUAAUAUUAAGAAUAAUUGAUAAUUUUAAAAAGAAUUCAAUAAAUAAAACUCAUUCAGUUUUUAUUGUUGUUACUAUGCAUCGAAGAGAGAAUUUUCAAUAUUUAUUCGAUAUGUGCCGUGCUGUAAAAACUAUAGCUAACGAACAUUAUGAAAAUAACUUAAAUAAUGUUAAAAUUGUUGAUCCAAUAUCAUAUGAUAUAUUUGGUUAUGUUUUAUUAGAAUCAGAUAUAAUUAUGGUUGAUUCAGGUGGAAUUCAAGAAGAAGCAGUUAGUAUUGGUAAACCAGUUAUACUAAUGAGAAUGACAACUGAAAGACCUGAAGGAAUUUAUCUUGGUACAAUUAAACAAAUAGGGAUUUUUUAUGAUGAUAUUAUAAAAGCAGUUAAUGAUAAAUUGAUAAAUAUUAAAAUAACGAAUCAAACAUCGAAAAGAAAUAUCUUUGGUGAUGGAAUAGCAUCAAAACAAAUUGCUACUAUUAUUGAGAAUUAUUUUUCCGGGAAAUAUACAUCAAAUAUAAAAUGUAUGAUAAAAUUUCGUCAAGAUUCUAUUGCUCAAUAUGUUUAUUCAUAUACAAAUAUAUCAUCACAUGCUAUUCGACGAAAUAUGAUGAUAAAUUUAACAAAAUAUAAUAUAUCAAAGAAAAAUGAGGAUAUAUUUGCACUUACUGCGAUUAUUGGAUUAUUCCGACGAUGGAUGGAAGCACUUCUUUUACAAACACAUCCACCAAAAGAGAUUUGGAUUAUUUAUUUUGCUUCACCUGUUGCAGAUAAACUUGAUCUUGAAAUUAAAGAAAUGCGUUCAUUAUUCUAUAAUGGAUCAAAUUAUUGUAAUAAAUGGUGUAUAAAAAUAAAUGUCAAAUGA